UGCAUUGGUCUGUUUGCAAUCCAAAGUUUAGUUAGCUAUAGUAAUACGACAGCUCGAGUCGCAGACAGACAGGCACAAGCCCGUGGUCGAGACCAAAAGCUCUCGCAGACAUAAACUAGCUAAACGCGCAGUGAACCUCACGUUCAGGCCCUUCAGAUCCCAGUGGUGUGUCCUUAGAAGAAGAUAAAGAGUACAAUGGCAGUCGCAGCAGCCCAGAAGAACCGCGAAAUGUUCGCCAUCAAGAAAUCCUACAGUAUCGAGAACGGUUACCCAUCUCGCCGUCGUUCCUUGGUUGAUGACGCCCGCUUCGAAACACUGGUAGUCAAACAAACCAAGCAGAGCGUACUUGAAGAGGCUCGCGCCCGAGCCAAUGACUCUGGCUUGGAAUCUGAUUUCAUCCAAGAUGGAGUGCAUAUUGGUAACGGUGAUAAUUCUCCAACCGUUGAAGAUGGGACCCAGCAAGAUGAAACGAAAAAUGGUCACCUCGCUGAUGCUGAUAUAGGCGAUGACGAUGCGAAGGGUGACGAGGAUUAUACGCUGACCGAAGAAGAAGUGAUCUUGCAAAAUGCUGCUAGUGAAUCUUCUGAAGCGGAACAAGCUCUCCAACAAGCUGCCCUUUUAUUGCAUAUGCGCGAUGGAAUGGGAUCCCUCGCACGCAUUCUGAAAACCAUCGACAAUUAUAAAGGAUGCGUUCAGCACCUUGAGACUCGCCCUUCCCAAGUCACUGGAGUCCAAUUCGAUGCUCUAGUUAAAGUCAGCAUGACUCGUAUUAAUCUUAUCCAGCUAAUUAGAUCCUUGCGUCAGUCAACCGCGUUUGCUGGUGUUAACCUUCUGACCGAAAAUAACAUCUCGAGCAAGACACCUUGGUUCCCGCGCCACGCUUCUGAUCUCGAUAACUGUAACCAUCUCAUGACCAAGUACGAACCCGAAUUAGACAUGAACCAUCCUGGUUUCGCGGACAAAGAUUACAGGGAACGCAGAAAACAGAUUGCGGAAAUCGCUUUCGCUUACAAAUACGGUGACCCGAUUCCGUCUAUCGCAUACACUGAAAUCGAGAAUGGCACUUGGCAACGAGUGUUCAACACCGUGCUUGAUUUGAUGCCCAAACACGCGUGCAGAGAGUACAAGGCUGCGUUCGAGAAACUACAGGCAGCAGACAUAUUCGUACCUCAUCGUAUUCCACAACUGGAAGAUGUCAGUAGCUUCUUGCGUAAGCACACUGGCUUUACCCUGCGACCGGCUGCUGGUCUUCUGACGGCACGUGACUUCCUCGCCUCGCUUGCCUUCCGCGUAUUCCAAUCGACACAAUACGUACGCCACAACAAUUCGCCUUUCCACACACCUGAACCUGACUGUAUUCACGAGCUUCUUGGUCAUAUACCAUUAUUGGCUGACCCCAGCUUCGCCCAAUUUUCGCAAGAAAUUGGCCUUGCAUCCCUCGGCGCUUCGGAUUCUGAAAUCGAAAAACUAUCUACUGUCUACUGGUUUACGGUUGAGUUCGGACUGUGCAAAGAGAACCAGCAACUGAAAGCUUAUGGUGCAGCUCUUUUGUCUUCGAUCGGAGAACUGCUUCAUGCUCUUAGUGACAAGCCUGAGCUGAGACCGUUCGAGCCUGCAUCCACAUCCGUGCAACCCUACCAAGACCAGGAGUACCAGCCCAUCUAUUACGUAGCUGAGACCUUCGAAGAUGCCAAAGACAAAUUCAGACGCUGGGUGUCAACCAUGUCGCGACCGUUCGAAGUGCGCUUCAACCCUCACACAGAGCGCGUAGAGGUGCUCGACUCCGUUGAUAAGCUGGAAACUCUCAUCUGGCAGCUCAACACCGAGAUGUUGCAUCUCACCAACGCCGUUAAGAAGCUCAAGGGCUCACACUUCGAGUGAUCUCCUUACCUUUACAGUACACAACAGUGGUUCAGUGCACGCGGCCUUGCCGCAUUCUGUAUAGCUAGUGAUAUUAUAGGUGUAAGACUGUUGUUGGCGUGCGUGGAACGUGUGUGAACAAGUGUGAUAACCAUCCGAUGGUACUUCGUUGAAUUCUUUUUUUGUACCUUAUUGUAGUAUUUAUUUUGCCCAGCUCAUUGCCUGGGUCUCGGAAAGUACACAGAUUUUCCGAUUGCCCAUUUACGGAGAAAGUGUACAUUGCGAGACUCCUUUACUAUUAUAUUAGUAUUAAUUUAUAACUUAAAUACACAAAGAUAAAAAAUGGAGCACCAAAAAGUUAAAAAAUCAAACGGAAUAUAUGAGUUUGAGUGGA
This is a messenger RNA of Bombyx mori (domestic silkworm), 2254 nucleotides long. RefSeq names its product tyrosine hydroxylase (gene ple). Gene Ontology annotation, cellular component: perikaryon; cytoplasm; axon. Bases 196 to 1881 code for a protein of 561 amino acids. Gene Ontology annotation, molecular function: tyrosine 3-monooxygenase activity; iron ion binding. The record is from RefSeq and is marked provisional. Lineage: Eukaryota; Metazoa; Arthropoda; Insecta; Lepidoptera; Bombycidae. Gene Ontology annotation, biological process: dopamine biosynthetic process from tyrosine. The transcript is spliced from 8 exons.